This is a messenger RNA of Lathyrus oleraceus (garden pea), 3352 nucleotides long. RefSeq names its product pentatricopeptide repeat-containing protein At3g16610. Gene Ontology annotation, molecular function: zinc ion binding; protein binding; RNA binding. NCBI's taxonomy places the organism in Eukaryota, Viridiplantae, Streptophyta, Magnoliopsida, Fabales, Fabaceae. The transcript is spliced from 4 exons. The record is from RefSeq and is a predicted model, not a curated record. The coding region runs from base 206 to 2518 and encodes 770 amino acids. Gene Ontology annotation, biological process: RNA modification.
UAAAAAUUAACAUAGCAUCUCAAGAGUGUCCCAUAUCUACAUUUGUGUUGAUAAAAUUAAAGAGAACGCUGAACAUUUCUCUAAAACUCAUACAGAAGAGGCGUAGGUAGCAGUUGGUGUAUAAUUUUCUUCUAAUCAUAGCCAUAAUUAUUGUGCUGAGUGGUGUGGUGUAAUUCGUAAUAGCGACACUUACACUUGAACUAAAAUGCAUACUCUUUUCAUUCUACCAAAGAUGACAACAUGUUUGAAACGUCAACAAGUUUCAUUCCUCCGACAGAUUACCACAUCUUCUGAUGCUAUUGCCCGUUACCAUAUCUCACGCAAUGAAAUCAAACUUGCCCGUCGUGUGUUCGACCAAAUUCCUAAACCAACUGUUGUUUUGUGGAACAUGAUGAUCCGAGCUUAUGCUUGGGCUGGUCCAUUUCAACAAUCCAUUCAUCUGUACCAUCAAAUGUUGCAACUCCGCGUCACGCCCAACAACUUCACCUUCCCUUUUCUUCUCAAAGCUUGCUCCGCUCUACAAGAAUUACAACUUGGGAGACUCAUACAUUGCCAUGCCCACAUACUUGGUCUCACAAUGGAUAUCUAUGUUUCCACUGCUUUGCUUGACAUGUAUGCUAAGUGUGGCAAUUUGUUUCAAGCACAAACACUAUUUAAUACUAUGUCCCACAGGGAUAGGGAUGUUGUCGCAUGGAAUGCCAUGAUCGCCGCUUUUUCAUUUCACGCACUUCCCACUCAAACACUGCACUUGGUUACCCAAAUGCACCAAGCUGGGAUUGCUCCUAAUUCUUCAACUCUUGUAUCUAUUCUACCCACAAUUGGACAAGCUAAUGAACUACUCCAAGGGAAGGCUACUCACGCACUCUCUCUCAAGAAAUCCUUUUCUGACAGUGUCGUUCUCCAGACUGCACUUUUAGAUAUGUAUGCUAAGUGCCAUCAAUUAUCUUAUGCCAGGAAAAUCUUCAAUACCGUCAAUAACAAAAAUGAGAUAUGUUGGAGUGCUAUGAUUGGAGGUUAUGUACUUCAUGAUUGCAUGAGAGAUGCAUUGUCUCUUUAUGAUGACAUGGUAUGUAUAUACGGCUUGAACCCCACACCAGUCAUUCUUGCAACCAUGCUUAGAGCCUGUGCACAACUCACUGAUCUGAGAAGGGGGAAAAGCUUGCAUUGUCACAUGAUAAAGUCAGGGAUACACCUAGAUACAACAGUAGGAAACUCACUGAUAUCAAUGUAUGCCAAGUGUGCCAUUAUGGACGAUGCAGUGCGGUUCCUUGAUGAAAUGAUUGCAAAAGACUCUGUUUCUUAUAGUGCUAUUAUUUCAGGAUGUGUGCAAAAUGGCUAUGCAGAGAAAGCUUUACCUAUUUUUCGCCAGAUGCAGUCAUUUGGGAUUGAACCACAUUUGGCAACUAUUAUAGCUCUACUUCCAGCCUGUUCACAUUUGGCCGCUCUACAACACGGGACUUGUUGCCAUGGAUACACAGUUGUUCGUGGCUUCACUAAUGACACCUCCAUUUGCAACGCCAUUAUUGACAUGUACUCAAAGUGUGGAAAGAUUACUGUCAGUAGGGAGAUUUUUGAUAGGAUGCAAGAUAAGGACAUUAUUUCAUGGAAUACAAUGAUAAUUGGUUAUGGUAUUCAUGGGCUAUGCAUAGAAGCACUUUCACUAUUCCAUGAAUUACAGGUAUCCGGCUUCAAACCUGAUGACGUGACCCUUAUUGCUGUUUUAUCUGCAUGUAGCCAUUCGGGACUUGUCACAGAAGGGAAACAUUGGUUCAGUUCUAUGAGCCAAGGCUUCAACAUCAAACCAAGGAUGGAACAUCAUAUAUGCAUGGUUGACCUUCUGGCCCGAGCGGGAAAUUUGGAUGAAGCAUACACCUUCAUUCAAAGGAUGCCAUUUGUGCCUGAUGUUCGUGUUUGGGGUUCAUUACUUGCUGCAUGUAGGACCCACAAAAAUAUUGAAAUUGGUGAAGAAGUGUCAAAGAAGAUCCAGCUGCUGGGACCUGAAGGUACUGGAAAUUUUGUUCUUAUGUCAAACAUAUAUAGUUCUAUAGGAAGAUGGGACGAUGCAGCCCAUAUUAGAAGCAUACAAAGGCAUCGUGGUUACAAGAAAAGCCCGGGAUGCAGUUGGAUUGAGAUCUCUGGGGUAAUCCAUGCAUUUAUUGGGGGCCAUCAAUCUCAUCCACAAUCAGCAUCCAUAAACAACAAGUUGCAGGAACUGCUGGUGCAGAUGAAAAAAUUGGGAUAUCGUGCAGAUUCUAGUUUUGUUCUUCAUGAUGUUGAAGAAGAGGAGAAGGAGCAGAUUCUCCUUUAUCAUAGUGAAAAAAUAGCCAUUGCAUUUGGAAUUCUAAAUACUAGUCCCAACAACCGCAUUCUAGUUACGAAAAAUCUGCGGAUUUGUGUUGACUGCCACUCUGCAAUAAAAUUAAUUACCAUCUUAACAGAAAGGGAGAUAACAGUUAGAGAUGCAAGUCGGUUUCAUCAUUUUAAGAAUGGAAUCUGCAAUUGUCAGGAUUUCUGGUAAGAAAGAUCCAAAUGCGGACUACCAGGUCUGGUUUAAUCACCCACUGCCAUUGGCAAGUAGUCACUUUCUUGAACCACUUUCACUUAACCAGAUAGCUCAUCUAAAUGCCGACCAUGCCGAUCCAUAUGCUAGGGAAAUUAGAAUCAGAACUAGUGAGAAAAAAGCUUGCUCAAGUUGGAGCUCACAUCCUUCCAGCACUCUUGAAACCUGAUCCUUCACGUAAGGAAUCUUCACAUUGUUGCUUGUGGUCCUCGCCUUGGUGUGAUACCUGCCAGCAGUCCGACGCCCGAGAGGUUUCUAAGAUUUCUGAGGGCCUAGAACCCUCCAAUGUAGGAUCACUCUUCAAAUAAUAGACAAGUGUCAGAGUAUAAUUUGUUCUGCAAUAUAAUGAUCUUCCCGGUGUCCUAGAACCUUCCUUGGGGUUGUAGCGGAGGGUAGGACAUCUUUAUCCCACGUCACUAGCCUGACAUCGUAAUGGCGUGUCCAUUGAAACAAUGCCUUGGCUUAUCAGUUCGUUAUUGGGCCAUGUAUUAUUAGGCUGCAUAUGUUAUUGGGCCAUGAGUUUGUCUUGAUCCAGACGGGAACAAAACCUAUAUUUAAUUUUCCCAAUUUGAAGGGUACAGGACUGACUCACUCACUCUUGCUGUCAUUUGCCUACUUGAAGUUGGACAAUGAAAGCGUAUGAUAGAAUGUUAAAAGAGAUUUUCUAGAACGCCUUAGAAAAGAAAGGUGAUUAGAGUGGCAUUACAUUUUGUUUCUUAUUUCUCGAAGUCACCAAAUUGCCCCCAAUAAAUGAUAAAUAUUCAAAUGUAUAUAUUAUUUUUUUGGGUCUAA